Molecule: messenger RNA, 4826 nt
Organism: Sapajus apella (tufted capuchin)
Lineage: Eukaryota; Metazoa; Chordata; Mammalia; Primates; Cebidae
Gene: HOXA6
Product: homeobox A6
Exons: 2
Coding region: 2611-3312 (233 amino acids)
Biological process (GO): regulation of transcription by RNA polymerase II; anterior/posterior pattern specification
Cellular component (GO): nucleus
Molecular function (GO): RNA polymerase II cis-regulatory region sequence-specific DNA binding; DNA-binding transcription factor activity, RNA polymerase II-specific
Source: RefSeq, a predicted model, not a curated record
UGCGUGGCUUUGGCAGAGAAGAGAGAGCCCUGGGGUGGCCAUUCUCACCAUCUCAGGAGAGGCUCUCUGGAGGGUGUGGGGUUCCUAUUCUUGCUGGAAUGUCUCUCUCUCUCUCUCUCCACACACACACACACACACGCACACACACACACACACCCCCCUAUAUGUGCAUACCCGAUUGGAAAAAUAAAUUGGUCAGCUGCCAACAUGAUAUGCACUAACCUUGACUAACACGUAAAGGUUCCAAUGUAAUGUAUAUUUUUCCAUCUUAGUGCCUACAGAAGCUAGAAAUAUGUUUUCUGGCUCUUAGCUGAGAAAUCAAAUUCUCUUGUUAGUUGGAACAAUGAUUAGAUCGAGAAUCCUGGUCAAGGCAUGACAAACAAUAAUCAUAGUAAAUUGACACCGACCCCAACACUGUGUGGGACAUGGAGGAAUGCAAAGGAAAUCGUAAAUGUAAACAUUGAUUGACAUCUCCAAAACAGUUGUUUUCAUCUUAAAUAAUAACUUGCUUAAAAUCACUGUUGUCUGAUAAUUUUGUUUAAGAAAAAAUAACGCAAACAUGAUUUUCUUCAAAUAGCUAUUUUUUAAAGUCCCUUUUAAUUUUUUGACUCGAGUUUUCAUUUUCACCUAUUGAAUUAUUUCCCUGAAGUAAUGUGGAAAUGUUCAAUUCUAUCCACCCAAUUCCAACCUCUCAUUCGAAGCCCUUCUUUAUCUGCACAGGAAACCCUUUCCAGGCUGGACUGACUGGGGAACAGGCACCCGGCUUCCAGGGUUGCCCCCAUUGCAGGGCUAGCAGCCGCCUUCCAGGAGUGCCUCUUGGACUCUGUGGAGGUCGACCUUAGGCCAGUCCUUUUCCAAUUUUUUCCCUUGGGGGGAGGAGAGCUCACCAAAAGAAUCGAAAGCAAGGAAGACUAAGUCAUUACUAGAUUCCUACCGGAACACUGCCAGUUGCCCCCUCCCCACUAAGUUCUGAACCCCGAGAGCCUGCUCUGGCCAGAGUUUUACAGAUCUUGUAAACAAUCUCCAGAAAUCCGUCCAAAUCACGUAGUCUUUUUUCAACCUCCACGGAAUUGAGGUUUUUAAAGCUAAUUCAAGGGGUUUUACAAGCCCAACAACCACAGUUGUAAAAAUGCCAUUGGGCUGCUAUUACAUUUUACAAAACGAGAUUGAUCCAUGUGCUGUAAAAGUCAACUAUCUCGAAGGCACACCUCUCAGGCAAGAGUGAGCAGCCCAGGACAGGCUUUUCCUGUCCUGUCUGGGGACAGCCAGGCCUGGGACAACAGUGAAAGCAAUUCAGGAUUUCUGGAGCCAGUGAGACAACAUUCCUGGUUCUGGAGCCACUGCAGGGCGGCAGCCCUCCGCGGUCCCAGGAAGGGCAGUAAAGAGGACGGCCCUAGGACAGUGCUGGCUGUCGGGCGCCCCGGAAACCGAGCUCAUCAAUUAUCCCCGCGGCCUUGGGCCCCGCAGAGCUGCCUUCUGUGCCCAGCUUGGCCAGGGCCCCUGCGCCUCCUGUGCCUCUGGAAUGAGGACAGAGAGAUUCCACACCUGGAUUUUUAUCUGCCUCAGCUCUGAGCGGUUCUCCCCACGGAUGCCGAGUCCCCAGGCGCUGGGUAGGGAGCAGGUACCUCGGCUGGCUUAGGUGCCCAGUCUCACGGCCAGCUGCUGCUCUGUCGGUUCUUUCUUGUGGAAACGAGUGGUUUCUGGCCUCUCAAUUCUCUGGAUUCAAAGGUGGGAUGGGGACGACCGGCUGGAAGGGCUGCUUUGAGACCAGGCAGGCUAGGGUUAUUGAGCCCUUUGGGACUCAACCAAGAUGUGUAUGUGGAGAAGAGAAUGGGUGGGAAGAACCUGCGUUUGGCUGAGUCCUGGUCAGCUCGAGGUGAGCCUUCAGCUCUGGCCUGCGAGGCCCAGGUCCCUGGUGAGAGUGGAGAAGGAGAGACUAAGGGAGUUCACCGAUUCCUAAGGCGCAGGAGUGAAGGGCAGGGAGUUCAGGCCUGGUUUCUGAGAGCCCGGGCUCCAGCUCAAGAACUCGCACCCACGAAUAGGGGAGCGCUAGGGGAGGGGCGAUUCGGGGCCGUGCCUGGAGUGCGGGUCGGCUGGGAGCAAAGCCACUUUUGUCACCGCCCCUCCUGGCGCGGGACCUUCAGGUUUCCUGUUUAGAGGAGGAGGGGCGGGUAACCUGCAAAAUGCAAUAAAGCAAAAAGGGGAGGAGGAAGGAGGGAGCCUGGUGGGGCCUUUGUGGCGGCCCCAGCGCUAGUGUCCCUACUCUGGCCUGAUCUCUUCGCCCCUGAACUGGCCGUGCCCGCCACUGGCGUUCGGGAAGAGAGCCGAGAGCCGGGCCGGCUGGCUAUGAGCGCCCAUUAAUCUGCCGGGCGGGCGGCGGGCGGGCGGGCUGGGGGCUGUUUGUAACUUUGCUGCCUCGGUCGCCGCGGUCCCCGGGGAGCGGGCUCCGGCGCUCGCUCCCAUUGGCCGCUGCCGCGUCAGCUGGUGCGAUUUGCUGCUGUCGCUUUUGGCGCUCGGCCAUCCAGAAACAAACCAGUUCGAUGACUACUAAUAGUUAUAGCCAGAUGUACUAAUACACAACAAAUCACAGUCCUGCAGAGGGGCGCGCAAAUGAGUUCCUAUUUUGUGAAUCCCACUUUCCCCGGGAGCCUGCCCAGCGGCCAGGACUCCUUCUUGGGCCAGCUGCCCCUCUACCAGGCCGGCUAUGACGCUCUGAGGCCCUUCCCGGCCUCUUAUGGGGCGUCCAGCCUCCCGGACAAGACGUACACCUCACCUUGUUUCUACCAACAGUCCAACUCGGUCCUGGCUUGCAACCGGGCAUCCUACGAGUACGGGGCCUCGUGUUUCUAUUCUGAUAAGGACCUCAGUGGCGCCUCGCCCUCGGGCAGUGGCAAGCAGAGGGGCCCCGGGGACUACCUGCACUUUCCUCCCGAGCAGCAGUACAAACCCGACAGCAGCAGCGGGCAGGGCAAAGCACUCCAUGACGAAGGCACCGACCGGAAGUACACGAGCCCCGUUUACCCUUGGAUGCAGCGGAUGAACUCCUGCGCGGGUGCUGUGUACGGGAGCCAUGGGCGCCGAGGCCGCCAGACCUACACGCGCUACCAGACGCUGGAGCUGGAGAAGGAGUUCCACUUCAACCGCUACCUGACGCGGCGCCGCCGCAUCGAGAUCGCCAACGCGCUCUGCCUCACCGAGCGCCAGAUCAAGAUCUGGUUCCAGAACCGCCGCAUGAAGUGGAAAAAGGAAAAUAAGCUCAUCAAUUCCACGCAGCCCAGCGGGGAGGACUCAGAGGCAAAAGCGGGCCAGUAGACCCCUGGGCAGGGACCAGGCCAGCGCUGCAACCUCCUUCGGCUUUGCCCCCUUGCCCUCACCUGCUCCCCAACUUUUCUCUCCGCCUGCUCCCAUCUGGGGGCUUCUGCAGCUUCAGGGGAGCUCGGAGCUUUGCAAGAGUCUGUGCAUUUAUUUCUUACAAAACAAAACCUCACACACAGCCAAUACCAGCGGUGGAGCGGGACGCACUGCACACACAGUCCCGCUCCACAAGGCUGCCCAAACCCGCUCCGGAGCUCCAGGGUGCGCCCUGAAUGCGUCCGGAGCUCCUGUGCUAGUGCCUCUGCGCUCCCCGACCUCGGGACAAGAGGCUACUAGGGAGGAAAGAGCCCUGGGCCGAGCCCGGUUUCUCGUCUGGGCGUCUCUGCCUAGGUCCCUCGCCAGGAGGUCCCGAAGGGCACCAUCAAAUCAUCUCUGGCCAGUGGAAAGAGGGGGUCUAAGUGCUGGGUCCCGGCGUUGUCUCGGCCUCCCAGGGCGCCUCCCAGAACAGGAAGCUUGAGGAACAAAGGGGGGCCCAACAGAGCCCAGUCUCUCGGCCUCGCUUGCGCAACCGUCAGUGGAAGAGAAGCUGCCUCAUACGAGGCGAGCUAACCUGGGCGCAAGUGGUACAGUACAGUCCGGGGACCGUCUGGGCUCCCUCAGGCUCCCGGCUCCGGAUUCCCGCUCCCUGACACCGAUAGCGCCCGCGUCGCCGCCACAGCAGCGUUCAGGACCCAACAAGGGGCCCGGGGCCAUGGAAGCCUCCAAAGUCCUGGCUUCCAGAGUUGCCAGGGGCGCCUGCAACACCGGGCCUCCAGCCGGGAGACUCCACUUGCCUGUCAGCUGUAUUUCUGAUUUACUUGUGUCUUUCGGAGCCCUGGAAAAUAACUACGGAGAUCCUAGGCACUGCCACGAAAUGCUUCCAUUAUCGCCCUCAUUUUACUCCUGGAGGUCUAAGCAAGACCCCAGUAACCCAGCCCGCGGAUCCUCAGACCCCAAGCAGCCUCUGUGGCUGCAAGGAGCCUGGGCCCACUCGCUGAGUUCAAUGGGAACCCUCCAACUUGGGGCCCGGCUGGCUCGAGGAACCAGACCCUGUGAUGAAGAUUUUCCAAGCUGGAUACGUAAGCAAAUCAAAUAGCAAACUAAUGACACGAAAACCAUACUCACAAGAAAGAAAAAUCGACUACGGUUAUAAAAGUGUAUGGAAUUUGACCUUGCUUUGGAAAAACACUACACAAAAGCUAUCUUUAAUAGACGCCUGUCAUUUAAGAGCGGCAGGGACACUGUCCCUCAUGCGCUAGCAAAAACAGAGCCGUAAUUGUAGCUGCUGCUGCUGCUGCGGGCAGGAUUUAUUUCUCCAAUUGGCUAAAUGGCUUUCCCCCUUCCCCGAAGGUGGUAUCUGUAUUUUCAAAAUUCAGAGCUGGCGGCAGGACGGGCAGAACCGACCCCAACCUCGACACAAAAAUAAGAGGCGCUGCAAAACGGGGGAAAUAAAGUUGUUGCAAAUAAAAUGC